AGCAGGACUCAUACACAUCCUGGUUGUGUGCUAGCUUCUCCGUUGUUCUCUUCUGACAUAUUUUAGUCGCUUCGUUCAUUGCUGGAAAGUUUAAAAACGCAUUUCAAACGUGUCAGUUUAUAAUUGUUGUCAGAAAAGCUGAUGAUAUGAAUUAACCAUCCGAAGUUAGGUUCUACAGUGGUCGGGCGUCUAUGAAGUGGUUGAGCCGGGUUGUCGGGCUCAGUAUGUGUGCGUCAGCUAAAUACAGUUCGCGGGGCCCGGCUCUGAUCCCUCGGAUGAAGACCAAGCACCGCAUCUACUACAUCGCUCUCUUCUCUGUUGUGCUGCUGGGCCUCAUUGCCACCGGCAUGUUCCAAUUCUGGCCCCAUUCCAUCGAGUCCACGGCGGAGUGGAGCGUGGACAGGCGCAGCGUGCACGACGCACCCCUGGUCCGUCUGCCCGUCUCCAGUCCCAUCCCGGAGAGAGGGGACCUUAGCUGCCGCAUGCACACGUGUUUUGACGUGUACCGAUGCGGUUACAACCCUAAGAACCGUAUUAAGGUCUACAUCUACCCGCUGCAGCGCUACGUGGAUGAGGUCGGCGUACCCAUCAGCAGCACGGGCCUGUCACGCGAGUACAAUGACCUGCUGAGUGCCAUCUCUGACAGUGACUUCUACACUGACGAUGUCACCCGCGCCUGCCUCUUUGUCCCCUCCAUCGAUGUGCUCAACCAGAACUCACUGAGGGUCCGUGAGACUGCCCAGGCACUGGCCAUGCUGCCCAGAUGGGACAGGGGAAUGAACCACCUGCUGUUUAACAUGUUGCCCGGUGGACCUCCUGACUACAACACUGCCCUAGAUGUGCCCAGAGACAGGGCUCUGCUUGCUGGUGGAGGCUUCUCCACGUGGACUUACCGGCAGGGCUAUGACGUCAGCAUCCCUGUCUACAGCCCCCUCUCAGCUGAGGUGGACCUGCCUGAGAGACAGCCAGGGCCGCGGCACUACUUUAUCCUGUCCUCCCAGACGGCAAUCCAUCGGGAGUACCGGGCAGAGCUGGAGCAGCUGAAGGCGGAGAAUGGGGAGGCAGUGCUCCUGCUGGACAAGUGCAGCAACCUGUCGCAGGGCAUGGCCUCUGCCAGGAAGCGCUGCCACAAGGGUCAGGUGUUUGACUACCCGCAGAUCCUGCAGGAGUCCUCAUUCUGCGUGGUGCUACGGGGGGCACGCCUCGGACAGGCUGCCCUCAGUGAUGCAUUGCAGGCUGGCUGCGUCCCCGUCAUCGUGGCCGACUCCUAUAUCUUGCCCUUCUCUGAGGUCCUGGACUGGAAGAGAGCAUCGGUGGUCAUCCCAGAGGACAAACUGCCAGAGAUGUACACCAUCCUCAAGAGUAUCCCACACAGACAGGUGGAGGAGAUGCAGAGACAGGCCCGCUGGUUCUGGGAGGCCUAUUUCCGCUCCAUGAAGGCCAUCGGCUUGACCACGCUGCAGAUCAUCAAUGACCGCAUCUACCCCUAUGCUGCCCGCACGUACGAGCAGUGGAACAACCCACCUGUGGUGAAGUGGUCGAGUGUGAACAGCCCCCUCUUCCUGCCGCUAAUACCCCCACGCUCCCCAGGCUUCACGGCUGUGGUCCUGACCUAUGACCGCGUUGAGAGCCUCUUCCGUGUCAUCACUGAGAUCUCCAAAGUGCCCAGCUUGGCCAAGCUGCUGGUGGUGUGGAACAACCAGAACAAGAGCCCGCCAGAAGAGUCACUGUGGCCCAAGAUUGCUGUACCACUCAAGGUCGUGCGGACCAAGGAGAACAAGCUGAGCAACCGCUUCUUCCCCUACGAUGAGAUCGAGACAGAGGCUGUGCUGGCCAUCGAUGACGACAUCAUCAUGCUGACCUCUGACGAGCUUCAGUUUGGAUAUGAGGUGUGGCGGGAGUUUCCAGACAGGCUGGUGGGAUACCCGGGCCGGCUGCACCUGUGGGACCAUGAGAUGGGCAAGUGGAAGUAUGAGUCAGAGUGGACCAACGAGGUGUCCAUGGUGCUGACUGGGGCAGCCUUCUAUCACAAGUACUUCAACUACCUGUACACGUAUAAGAUGCCAGGAGACAUCAAGAAUUGGGUGGAUGCCCACAUGAACUGCGAGGACAUCGCCAUGAACUUCCUGGUGGCCAACAUCACUGGCAAGGCUCCCAUAAAGGUGACCCCCCGGAAGAAGUUCAAGUGCCCAGAGUGCACAGCUAUCGAUGGGUUGUCCCUGGAUCAGACACACAUGGUGGAGAGGUCGGAGUGUAUUAACAAGUUUGCCUCUGUGUUCGGAACCAUGCCCCUGAAGGUGGUAGAGCAUCGGGCUGACCCUGUCCUGUACAAGGACGACUUCCCUGAAAAGCUCAAAAGCUUCCCCAACAUUGGGAGCCUCUGAGCAGAGCGGGGAGGUGGGGCAUACCACCCCAACCCCUCAUAGACCCUCACACUUUUCCAGACUUUUGUUUAAGAUGUGAAGAACCCUGCCAUUCCAGAAGCUUUCUCUUUCAUUUUCCAUUUCCUUUAGUCCCUCGCUCUCAAAGGGGCCCUGGGCUGACAGACCCA
This is a messenger RNA of Megalops cyprinoides (Indo-Pacific tarpon), 2551 nucleotides long. RefSeq names its product exostosin-2. Gene Ontology annotation, cellular component: membrane. The record is from RefSeq and is a predicted model, not a curated record. The transcript is spliced from 15 exons. Lineage: Eukaryota; Metazoa; Chordata; Actinopteri; Elopiformes; Megalopidae. Bases 192 to 2384 code for a protein of 730 amino acids. Gene Ontology annotation, molecular function: glycosyltransferase activity.